AUGAUGGCCGACGACCCGCCGCGGCGUCCGCCGUCGGCGCUAGCGAGGAAGAGCGCGCCGGCGCAGCCGUGGUCGGACGUCGAGACGAUGCACCUCAUCGACGCGUACGAGGAGCGCUGGACGGCGCUGCGCCGCGGCCAGCUCAAGGCGCACCAGUGGGAGGAGGUGGCGGCCGAGGAGGAGGAAGAGGAAGAGCUCGUCCCCCGCAACAACACCCGGAGCAUCAACGGCAUCAUCCGGGAAUUCGGCACCGGCCUCGCCCCGCGCCACCCGCAGCUGCAGCUCCACCAGCCGCCGCCUUCUUCCAUCACGCCGUCCACCGCGCCCCCGCGCAAGAGGGUGGCCUACGAGGCGUUCCAGGCCAAGGCCGCCGCCGCCGCGGCGGCGGUGGCGGUCAAGGCCAAGGACGACGACGACGAGGCCGUGGAGCUGGCCCGCCGCGGGGGCUCCUCUGGGCGGGGGGCUGGGGGAGCCGGCGCGCAGCUCUCGGCUGUGCUGAGGGAUUUCGGCGAGGGCGUCAUGCGGCUGGAGCGGCGGCGCAUGGAGGUGCAGUGGGAGAUCGAGCGCGGGUGGCAGGAGGCGGACGCCCGCCACGCCAGGAUGCUGCAGGACGCGCAGCGCCAGCUACUCGACACCGUCGCCGCCGCCUGCGCCUUGCCGCCGAAGAAGGCCCGGAGGGACCAUGGAGACUCGUAG
Messenger RNA from Miscanthus lutarioriparius, 696 nucleotides. NCBI's taxonomy places the organism in Eukaryota, Viridiplantae, Streptophyta, Magnoliopsida, Poales, Poaceae. The record is from the annotation of a GenBank genome assembly.